AUGUGUCGUUGGUUCGCUUAUAUUGGAGAAGAGCCUACACUGCUCGAAGAUGUUCUUAUUAGACCAAAACAUUCUAUUGUCAAACAAAUCGAUGUACAUUUUCUUCCAAAUCUUCACAUUACUUAUAAUCCUCAUCAUGGUCGAAAAAUGCUUACCUCAGGUGUCGCAUCGGAUGAACAUGGUCCAAAUCAUUUAACAAAUAUCGAUGGAUUUGGUAUAGGUUAUUAUACGGGUGUUGCUGCUGAAUUCAAUGAUGAUCAUGUGAAUAAACCAUGUGUCUACAGAAAUACUCGUCCACCACUUAAUGAUCUCAAUAUGAUGUCUUUGUGUGCUCAUACAUCAACUAAGUGUGUAUUUGCUCAUAUUCGUGCAGGUUCAAGUUUUUCACCAACAGUCGAAACUAACAACCAUCCAUUCGUCUUUGGUCGAUAUAUGUUUAUGCAUAAUGGAUUCGUAGGGAAUUUUUUGAAAAUCAGGGUGGCAUUAUUACAAAAGUUAUCAACAGCUGCUUAUACAAACAUAU
Adineta steineri is the source of this 523-nucleotide messenger RNA. The record is from the annotation of a GenBank genome assembly. Lineage: Eukaryota; Metazoa; Rotifera; Eurotatoria; Adinetida; Adinetidae.